GGAUUUACCUUCAACAUCAUUCAGAAGCUGGUCAUGUGGCAAGUGGCAACAAAAGUUUCCUCGCGCUGGCUUGUGCACACACUAAAUAAUGAUGGCAGAUGAUCUGGAUGAACUGCUCGACGAAGUGGAAGCAAAGUUUUGCCACGACAUCUCAUUACCAGGUCAAUCCAUUCAAGUGGACCAGGCAUCCGAAGAACAGCAAGACUUGCCUUGCAAAAUCAAGCAGGACGUAACCAGAAGAGUUGAAAACGACGACGACAUUGACACGCUGCUUGAUGAGUUACUUGACGACAACAAUGAAGAUGAUGUCAAAAACAGAUCAGCCAAUUCUAAAGUUGGAAAAGCAGUCAGAAGUGGACCCAAGGACCAAGUGACACAGAAAAGAAAAUGCUGUCCAGUAUUUGUGGGUGGCAGUACCAUACCAUCAGGUGUAGGAACAAGUAACUCACAAAGGGUAUGUGACCAGCUCAGGUGCAUCUCCUGUGAUUUUCGAAUUGCUUCAUUUGAUGAUCAUGAGUGGGACUCCACAUGUGAUUACCUCUUCUUUAGGAAUAAUAUGCCGGAUUGCCACCGGCUGCGGGCCAAGCUGAGGAGACGUAGGGGAGCACGGGCAUACGCGUGCCAAUGCAGCUGGCAUUCAGCCCUGGCGCUCACAGAUCUCAGGGACCAACCCCAGCUCAAAUGGGUCUGCGGCAAGCACGAUACGUGACAUUCAACCCCCAAAAGAAGGCUGCGUUUUGUGUGUAGCAUCAUUUCAACACGGGUCUGUGUAUGUCUUUUUUUUUUUUUUUUUUUUUUCUCCUUUCUGUGCACUUUCAAGUUUUCAUGUGUUGGCAACAUCAGAUGUGUGUUUUUUUCUGUUGUCUUCUACCUAUGUAGCAACGAAUUGUAGUGAUUGGGCACAGGUCUUCUUUUUAUCGUUGCGGCACACUUUGUGUUGUGUUCUUUUCUCAUAGUUUCCAUAUAUUUCUCAGUAAAUGAAAGCCUUUCUUUCUUCAAGAAGAGGCGACCGAUUCAGACCUCGGUCUAAUAAUAAAGUGUUAUUAACACUGGCUUUGAAGGCCGCUCAUUACGAGGAAAAAUGGAAACGGUUUCUUUCACUGAGGAAGGUGCAUGUAAAGGAAUUACUUACUGCAUUGUGCAUUCACAGUAUUAUGAUAAAUACCAUCUGUAGGGGAUAGAGGGUACAAUACAUUUUUUAUAUAUAACUCCUUGCAAUGCAGCAACUCAGCAAGAGGAUGUUAAAUUGCUCAGUAAUUCAUCUUAAUGGAUUCCUGGACCAAAUAAGUUGAGGUGCAUCAGAUACAUGUAUACAACCAAACUUAUGUUUUAUUCACUGAGAACUGUGACUGUGUGUGAGUGUAGAUUUGUUUUGAGAACUUAAGUGUUACAUUUAUGUUUUUUCAAACCUGUAAUCUAAUUUCUUUCAAG
This is a messenger RNA of Alosa alosa (allis shad), 1431 nucleotides long. It is a transcript of the gene cfap418, whose product is annotated as cilia and flagella associated protein 418. NCBI's taxonomy places the organism in Eukaryota, Metazoa, Chordata, Actinopteri, Clupeiformes, Clupeidae. The transcript has 6 exons. The record is from RefSeq and is a predicted model, not a curated record. Gene Ontology annotation, cellular component: cytosol. The coding region runs from base 89 to 709 and encodes 206 amino acids.